Molecule: messenger RNA, 1241 nt
Organism: Archocentrus centrarchus (flier cichlid)
Lineage: Eukaryota; Metazoa; Chordata; Actinopteri; Cichliformes; Cichlidae
Product: HEPACAM family member 2-like
Exons: 4
Coding region: 33-821 (262 amino acids)
Source: RefSeq, a predicted model, not a curated record
UGUCUGCUUCUGUCACUACAAACUGUCAGAGGAUGCAUGUCAGCUCAAGGCAUGGGAAGAACAUAUUUUUUCUCUAUUUCACAGCAGGACUGCUGUGUUGCAUUUGUACAGAUGAAGGAAAGACAGCCGUGAAAGCAAAAGAGAGAGCAAAUGUCACCUUACAGACAAGGGAAAAUCUAACUAAUGCCCAGAUAAUGUGGACUUUUGGAUCUGAAAACCCAAACAUGCUACUUGCCACUGUAAAGAAGAGAGAGAUGAAGAGUGACUAUGAUGAACGUUUUAGAGACAGACUGCAACUGGAUAGUCAGACUGGAGCUUUGACCAUCACACAGCUCAGAGUCCUCGACUCAGGCAUUUACAUGUGGCAGGCCAUCGGCAAUGAUAUCUUGUUGAAGCAGUUCAACCUGACCGUCUAUAGUUCUGUUGCUUCUCCAUCCAUAACAGUCAGUUCAUCUUUGAUUAGCAAAAGUUGUUCCUCAGUCACAGUGGAGUGCUCAGCGCACAAUAGCCAAGACCUGAUCCUCUCAUGGUACAAAGGGGAGGGAAGACUGAAAAAUACAAGCAGUCCUGAUUUGUCCUCCAGACUGUAUCUACCUCUGGAAAUAGAAUCCCAUGACAAAGAAAACUACAGCUGUGUAGCUGAAAACCCUGUUGAAAAAAAGACCACCAAACUAACCAGAGAGGACACAAAUCUGAAGAUUGAGUCUGGAGAGCCCGGAAACUGGUGUCAGACUGAAGCUACAGUAAGACUGGUUAUCUCUGCUGUCUUUGGCAUGGCCUUAAUUAUUCUUGUGGUGGACCACAUCAGACUCAGAAGAUAAACCAUGUGUGUGCUACUGCUCUCAAGACAUGAAGAUCUCAAGCUUCACCAUGGACCCAAAGUUUUGGUGUUUUGCUCCUUGAGCCACUUAGUUAUCACUUUGCUUUAUGACACAGUGCUCUGUCAUACUGGAAAAGGCAUGGUUUGUCAUCAAACUGUUCUUGGAAAAGAAGUUGCUGUCUAAGGAUGUUUUGGUGCCAUUCUUUAUUCAUGGCUGUGUUCUUUGGCAAAAUUGUGAGUGAGCCCAUUCCCUUGGAUGAGAAGCAAUCCUCACAGUAAUGGCCAGAGGGUGCGUUACUGUUGGCAUGACACAGGAUAGCACUCACCUUUUCUUCUCCAGACAAUCAUUUUUCUGGAUGGCCCAAACAAUCUAUAAAGGGCUUUAUCAGAGAAAUGCCAUUAUCCCAGUCUUCAGGAGUCC